Messenger RNA from Labeo rohita (rohu), 9670 nucleotides. RefSeq names its product A disintegrin and metalloproteinase with thrombospondin motifs 7. Gene Ontology annotation, cellular component: extracellular matrix. NCBI's taxonomy places the organism in Eukaryota, Metazoa, Chordata, Actinopteri, Cypriniformes, Cyprinidae. The transcript is spliced from 25 exons. Gene Ontology annotation, biological process: extracellular matrix organization; proteolysis. The record is from RefSeq and is a predicted model, not a curated record. Gene Ontology annotation, molecular function: metalloendopeptidase activity. Bases 64 to 5409 code for a protein of 1781 amino acids.
GAUGACCACAUAACACAAGAUUCGAAAAAGGAGUGCGCAAAAGACGAAUAAUAACAGUUUGACAUGAUGGUUCAGCUGGACUGCGGCAAUAAAGUUUUGGGACCAGCAAGUUUCUCUCUCUGUUUUGUGAUAACAGCUGGGCUUCUGUCCAUGAUUGAGAGCACAACAGCUAGCGGAUAUAAUCAAGACACAGAUAGUUCUCCUGAUGGACUUCCCAACUACGAAGUUGUUCAUCCUGUCAGAUUGGAUUCAUCAGGACAUUUUUUGUCCAAUCGUGUGUCUCACCGUGUGAGUCGAGUUCAAAGGAGGGAGACAGCAACAAACAAAGAGAGCCUGGCCCAGGUUUUUUACCAUCUGCAGUAUGGUGGUCAAGACCUGCACUUUAACCUCACCCUAAACCCUCAUCUACUAUCCCCUGGAUUCCUCACAGAGUGGAGACACGGUGGUCUGCAAGGAUCUACAUUACAUAGCCAUGGCCACUCUCUCUGCUACUUCCUGGGAGAUGUCUGGAGCAGUACAUUGAAGAAGGGGCAAGCAGCUUUGAGCACUUGCAAUGGCCUGACAGGGCUGUUCAAGCUUUCAGAGGAGGAAUUCUUUAUUAGUCCACUGGAGACGGCACGAGAAGAGUCGGCCCCACAGGCUCACGCAAUCUACAAGCGACAUGCUGUCCAAUCAGAACACCAGUUGGUGCAGCCUCUGUUUGGUGAGCACACAGCUAACGCGACCUGUGGGGUCAGAGAUCCUUUAGAAGGGGAAAAGCAGGUGGAGAGGCAAAGAGAGCGCUGGGAGAGACGUCAACAUCGCAGACGGAUUAGACAGCGCUCCAUAAGCACUGAGAAGUGGGUAGAGACUCUGGUAGUGGCUGAUCCUAAAAUGGUGGAGUACCAUGGGAGCAAAGGAGUUGUGAGCUAUGUGCUUUCUGUCAUGAAUAUUGUGGCAGGGUUAUUUCGGGACACCAGCAUUGGAAAUGCCAUCAACAUCGCUGUCGUGCGUCUCAUUCUGCUGGAAAAGGACGAGGAGGAUUUGAAAAUCACCCAUCAUGCUGACAACAGCCUGAACAGCUUCUGUAAGUGGCAGAAAGGCAUCAAUAUGAAGGAUGAUGAUCAUCCUGUGCACCAUGAUGUGGCAGUCCUGAUUACUAGAAAAGACAUUUGUGCUGCCAUCAAUAAACCUUGUGAGACACUGGGACUGUCUCAUGUGGCUGGAAUGUGCCAACCUCACCGCAGCUGCAGCAUCAAUGAAGACACAGGCCUGCCCCUGGCAUUUACAAUCGCACAUGAGCUCGGCCACAACUUUGGGAUUCAGCAUGAUGGGACCGGCAAUGACUGUGAGCCCAUUGGGAAAAGACCUUUCGUCAUGUCUCCACAGCUCCUGUAUGGAACCUCUCCACCCAACUGGUCACGCUGCAGCCGUGAAUACAUCACCCGCUUCCUAGAUCGAGGCUGGGGGUGGUGUCUGGAUGAUCCUCCUGUCAGAAACGAUCUGGAGAUGCACUCUGCUCCCCCUGGCGUCCUGUAUAGCGCUGCUCAUCAGUGCAAGCUCCAGUACGGAUCCAGCUCACUGCUCUGUGACGACGUAGAUAAUAUCUGCAGCACCCUGUGGUGCACAGUGGGCUUAACCUGCCACUCGAGACUGGAUGGAGCUGUGGAUGGAACCAAGUGUGGUGAGGGCAAGUGGUGUUUUGAUGGGGAGUGUGUGGAGACGGGCUUCCAGCCUAAAAGCGUGAAUGGAGGCUGGGAUUCAUGGAGCGAGUGGUCCGGGUGCACUAGAACGUGCGGUGUAGGCGUACAGAAUGCCCAGAGGGACUGUGUCAACCCUGUACCCAAGUAUGGUGGUAAAUACUGUCUCGGAGAGCGCCGCAGAUAUCGAACCUGUAAUCAUGACCCCUGCCCUGCAGACCGGCUCAGCUUCAGGCACAUCCAGUGCAGCCGCUUUAAUACAGUCCCUUAUAAGGGAAAGUUUUAUAAAUGGAUACAUGUGAAUAACAGAGUUAAUCCGUGUGAGCUGCACUGUAGACCUGUGAAUGAGCACUUUUCUGAAAGGAUGCUGGACACUGUCGUAGAUGGAACACAGUGCUAUGAGGGCAGUCAGAGCCGUGACAUUUGCAUUAAUGGCAUUUGUAAGUAUUUAGGCUGUGAUUAUGAGAUUGACUCAGAUGCCGUUGAGGAUCAAUGUGGAGUGUGCCAUGGAAAUGGAUCUACUUGCGAGACAGUGAGGAAGACCUUUGAGGACAGCGAAGGGCUCGGCUAUGUAGACAUAGGUUUAAUUCCGGAAGGAGCACGGGACAUCCGUAUUGAGGAAGUCGCAGAGGCUGGGAACUACUUGGCAUUACGCAGUAAUGACCCUGAAAAAUAUUUCCUGAACGGUGGCUGGACGAUCCAGUGGAAUGGCGAGUAUAAAGCAGCAGGAACAGUAUUUACUUACGAAAGGACCGGGCAGCUGGAAAACCUAUCUUCCCCCGGACCGACCAUGGAGCCAGUGUGGAUUCAGCUGCUUUUUCAAGAGACGAAUCCAGGGGUGAGGUAUGAGUACACCAUAAGCAGAGACACUCUUGUCGACUCCAACAAUGGCACUGCUGUCUCUUAUUUCCAGUGGAUUUAUGGGUCUUGGACUGAAUGCAGCGCCACAUGUGGAACUGGUGUGCAGAGGCAAGUUGUGCACUGUGUGGAGAGAACAUCUGGAAUUGUUGAGGAGCAUUACUGUGAUCCAUCUACUAGGCCGGAUGACAAGCAAAGUAAAUGCAAUAAGGGGGCAUGUCCAGCCAUAUGGUGGGUUGGAGAGUGGCAAAAGUGCUCAUCUAGCUGUGGGGACAUUGGGCUUAGUAAGAGAACAGUGCUGUGUAUUCGGAGCCUAGGGCUGGAUGAGCAACGAGCGCUUCAGCCGACUGAAUGUCAACACUUGCCUAAGCCUGAGUCAAUUGUCCCUUGCAACACACAUGUGUCCUGUCCUGCUGACUGGACCACUGGAAGCUGGUCGGAGUGUUCAGUGAGCUGUGAAGCUGGUUUCCAGAUACGUGACGUGACCUGCAGUUGGAAUACUGGUGUGGACUGUGAUCCGAAAGCCAAGCCUAAUUCAACUAUGCCAUGCUAUCUUCAGGACUGCCCCAUAAACUCAGACACCCUUGGCAAUGACUGGUCAGGAAGUGGAGCGUCCAGCAAAGAAGUUUUCAAUGAGAUAAAAGUUGUACCCAACUUUAGUGCUACUAGAAAUCAGCCCAGGGACAAUGCUGACCUCAAUGACAUUAUAGAAGACGAUUUCUCACAUUAUAGUCAAGUUGAUAAGCCCUCUGUCAAUUCUAUUGUGAAAAAUCUUCAAGUUGAUGAUUUUUAUUACGACUAUAACUUUAUAAGAUUCCAUGAGGAUCUGUCGUAUGACCUUGGUAAAGAUGAAAAUGAUAUGUUUGAUAACUCAGGAAUUAAACAUGGAGACAUUUCUCCGACAGGGACACAUGUCCCUUUAACUACCUCAUCACCAUCCACCACUAUGCGAUCUGACACCAUUACAAACAAAGGUACAGAAGGUCAUGAACCUCAAAAGAAAGACAUACUAGAUGAAAAUAAUGAUGAGCUAUUUGCUGAGGACUAUUUCCUGCCUGUCGUAACAACAACUGAACCGUCCUCUGCAGUUACCAGGUUAUUUAACAAAUGGAAGGACAUUGAUAUUGUCUUAAGUCAGGACAUUAGUACUACAAGGAAACCUCCAUUAACUGCAGAUUUGUCCACUCCAGACAUGCACACAUCAUAUGAAACUGUGCCACGCAUUUUUUUUACUCUUAAACCACAUGUAAAUUUGAACAGAAAUUCAGUUAACCAUGACAAUUACAAAGUAACUGAAGAUGAGAAUGAAGAAGAGUUUGGUGAAGAUGUCCCUGGAGGUGAAAGUGAACCACACCAUGGCACUCAAAAUUAUGAACCUCCUUCAGAUUAUGUGUUUCAGUUUGAAACUUAUGAGAACAGACAUGUUCAUAAUCCCACUACUCCAUUACAACGGAGUGCAGCCUCACCGACAAUCUCCCAACCAUUGGAGCUUCUCAGCAGUGCUUCCAGUGAUGACUUUGCAAAAUACAAAGUUCUGACGGAACCAACUAUUAACACUAAGGAGAGUGAACUCACUGUAAGAGAGUUCACUACGACCUCAGAUACCCUUUCUCAAGAGUAUGUUCCUUCUCCAACUUCCUCUCUCCCAGCCAAACAUUACAGUAGCAUGACCUCAGCAGCUGGAACAACAGCUCUACCUCCUGCAAAAAUGGAAAGUGAUUUUGAGCCCCCGCUGUUCACUACAAGUGAGAUUCCAUACACUACAAUUACAACAGAGACUCAAAGUUGGUAUUCCAGAGCCAUUGCAUCAACCAAGACUAAUGGGCCUAGAAUAGAGCCUUGGGGAACUCCGGUCCCCUUACCUCACUGGACAGAGAUUGAUAACAAUGAGAUUAUUAUUGCCCGAACGCUGAGACCUGCUGGGCUGAAUCCCACUCUCUCUAUUCCUACUGAGCAGUCAUCUCAGGGCCCUAGCAGUGAGCAUUCAGUGCAUUCUUCUAGCUCUUUGAUGCCCACUGGGCUGGUCAUGCCUUCCCUUUCCCCAUCGGCCUCCCCUGCACACUGGAAAAAAGGCAACUGGAGUGCUUGCUCAACAAGUUGUGGGCUUGGUGCCAUCUGGAGGUCAGUGUCCUGCAGCACUGGUGAUGAUUCAGACUGUGACAUAGCUACUAGGCCAGUGCCAGCACGCCGCUGCUACCUUCGACCCUGCUCUGCAUGGAAAAUUGGAGAGUGGACUAAAUGCUCAAAGAAUUGUGGUGUAGGAGUGAAGGUCAGAGAGAUUCAGUGUUACGACACAAGAGAUCAGAGGUUGCUGCGGCCGUUUCAUUGCCAGGCCACCUCCCCCAGACCUCCUGUCCGAAUUCCUUGCAACAUCCACAACUGUUUAGAGUGGUACACAUCCUCUUGGGGGCAGUGUUCAGAGCUGUGUGGAGGUGGGGAGCAGCAGAGGCUGGUCACCUGCCCUGAAACUGAGAAAUGUGAUGAUGACCUACAGCCCAGCAACAUCCAAACUUGCAAUGUCCAUCCAUGCCACCAGUGGAUUACUGGAUCCUGGGGUCAGUGCUCGGUGUCCUGUGGAGGAGGUGUGCAGCGGCGACUGGUUAAAUGUGUCAACACUAAGGCUGAGCUCGAGGAUGAAAAUGAGCAUGUUGAUUGUGAUCACGAACCUCGACCAGAGAACACAAAGAAGUGUAACACUCAUGACUGUGACAGCGCCCCCUCUGGUCAGUUGUGUUUACGGGACCAUUUGACGUUACGCUUCUGUCAGAGCCUCCAAUGGCUCGGCCGAUGUCAAGUGCCUGCGGUCCGCGCAAAGUGCUGCAAGACCUGCGGGCUGCCAUCACGGGGUGGCGAUCGCAUUGCAAGUCGCUGAGAUACAGGAGAAUUGCAGAAUGACUGUUGAAAGCCAGAGAACACAAGAUUAAGACACACAAAUACUCAAAGCAACUAUGGAUCAAUCCACUGUUGGACAGACUUUCAUCUGGUCUGGUCAAGCUGUUGCCAUUGAUCAACAGUUCAUCAGGGAGCUACUUUGUCCCUACGUCCUUUAACACAUACAGUAAGUGGUGCUUAUUUCCGCCCGUCAUCUCAGAUAAGUGGUAGUAGAGCAGGCAGAGUGGAUCAUCUUGCCAUCUCACUAUAGAUGUAGGGAUGAUGUAUUUUUAGCAUGUAUAGUUAGCAUUUUAGUUGUUCCGGUUCUGUCAACAAGUCAACAGAUUUAUUAAGGGGUUUUUUGGCAAAUGCCUGAAAUAAGGUCUGUGGUUAAUGCAAGCACAUAAUAUUUCCAUUUUUUAUUCUAUGGCGUAAAAUACAUCAGUAAAACCCACUUGUGAUUUUUCUUUUGCUUGUCUUGAAAAGGUUGGUUGCUAACAAGAGGCUUAAUGGGACUACUUUUUUUUAAGGAGUUGUCAGAAGUGGUGGUGAUGCCUACAUAACUUUGAAACAAACAAAAUUGGUCACAGAGCACAUUUUAUGCAAUAAUCCAAAAGCCAAUGGAAAAAUCCUGUUCAUCAUCACUGCAGUGACUACUAUAGUAAUUAAACUUUCUUUUCUGAUUAGCAAAUGAUGGAACAAAUGUGCUUAUAAUUUGGCUAUUUUAAUCAUAUCUUUUUUAUUCUAUCAGGAAUUCAGGACUGCAGUUCGAGAGUUAUUUUUAUUUCUAUGUUUUGUACUGUUUCACUUGUUUUUAUUCAAAACACAGAUAACCACAAAGCCAAAAUGCAAUUCCAUAUAAUUGCAAAGGUUGCAGAUGUUUCUAUUUAUUAAAGCUGAUGACAAAUCAGAUGUCAAACCAGAAAAUGAAGUACCUGGUGCUGCAACAUAAAGUGGUGCUAAAGGUAGGGAGCUCCUCACUCAGUCUAGUGUUGGCUGGUACUUGAAUUCAAUACACACUAUUUAUAGUACCUUAACUUUAUAAGUCUGCAUUACCCUUUGGAUUAAUAAUCAUAUAGACAGAAAAAAUAAUGCAGUGUACCACUUUUCAAAAUUUAUACAACAUAGAAUAGCUUAAUGUCUGCUUUCAUAAAGUAUAAAGAAUUUCUUUUCAUUCAGUUAAAUGCUUACGGAGUAUAAUAUGAGAUACAACCGUUAAAGACAUCAGUUUAAGUAAAAACUGUCAAAAUGUUUGUCGGGUACAUUGAAAUAUUACACUAAGUAAAUGUUUAGUAUGGUUGUUUUUGCCUUUUUAUAAUACAUGACCACUAACUGUGCAUUCAGUCUUAAGAUGCGGUCACAUUUGUGAGAUUUCUGCAAAGUUUUGUAGUCAAAAAUGGUCUGUUGUCAAUAGUGUAAGAGGCGUAGUUCACAUAGAAGACACAUGCAAACCAAACAUCUUCCUGAUCACCUGGAAUCCUAUUGAAAUGAAUGGAUUUCACCUGCAAAAAACUGCUGAACAGCAUAUGUGAACACACCUUUAAGGUGCUUUCAUUAGUAAUAUUUAAUUGAAAUUUCACAGCAAAAAAAAGUCAGUUUUCUACUGUUUCUAUCGUCUUUUCUCAUCGUCAUCAUGGUGACUUAAGUGGACCAACUUCGAAACGAGUGAAAUAAAUGUAGGGAAUGUAUUCGCCCUCAUGCGAAACUUCAUUUUGUCCCGAUUUCCAUUUACAGUGCCUUGCGAAGGUAUUCAUACUCCUUGAUUUUUUUUUUUUUUCACAUUUUAUAUAGCAGCCUAAUGUUAAGCUGCUUUAAAUUACUUUUUCCCCCACAUCAAUUUACACUUCAUACACCAUAAUGACAAAGCAAAAAACAGAUUUGUGGCAACUUUAUUAAAACUAAAACACUGCAGUAAGUACAUUGCAUAAGUAUUCAUACCCUUAACUCAGUACUUAGCUGAAGCACCUUUACCAGCACAUUUUACUUUUGGAAUGGUACUCUGACUGCAGGUGAUGAGCAGUGCUUGAUUUCCUUCAAAUGCUUGGAACUGAGGUUCGUCAGACCAGAGAAUCUUGUUUCUCACAGUCUGAGAGUUCUUUAGGUGAAUUUUUUUUUUUUUGCAAAUUCCAAGUGUUUUUACUGUGUGUCUUCACUGAGGAGACGACUGAGUUUGGCCACACCGCCAUAAAGACCGGAUCGGUAGAGUGUUGCAGUGAUGUUUGUCCUUCUGUAAGUUUCUCCCAUCUGCAUAUAUGAUCAUGGAGCUCAACCAGAGUGACCAUCAGCUUCUUGGUCACCAGUAUAACCAAGUCCCUUCUCCAUCAGUCGCUCAGUUUGACCAGGAGGCCAGCUAUAGGAAAAGUCCUAGUUGUUCCAAGCGUCUUUCCAUUAUGGAUAAUGGAAGCAACAUGCAUCUGUGAACCUUCAAUGCAGCAGAUUUUUUUCCUGAACUCUCCCCCAGAUUUGUGCCUUGGCCUGUUUCUGAACUCUGCAGGCAGUUAUGUUGACCUCAGGGCUGGUUUUUGCUCUGAUAGGCAUUUUCAACUGUUAGACCUUUUCUGAGAGGUGUGUGCCUUUCCAAACCAUACUCAUUCAAAUGGAUUUGGCAUGGUUUAACUCCACUCGAAGUGUAGUCACAUCUACAAGCGAUAUGAAUGCUCCUGACCUAAAUCUCAAGUGUCCCAGAAAAUGCUAUGAAUACUUGUGCAGUAGAAUCAUUUCAGUUUUUUAUUUCUAAUACAUUUGCAAAGUUGUUACAAACCUGUUUUGUGCUUUGUCAUGAUGGUGUAUGGAGUGUAGAUUGAUGUGGGGAAAAAAGUAAUUUAAGAGGUUUAACAUAAAACUGCAACAUAAUAAAACGUGAAAAAAAAAUUAACUGUAAAUGAUUGCAUAUAUCCCAUGAAAAUUAGCCAAAUAACUGUACAUGUGACCGCACCUUGAGUUGUAGCCUGUGUUGUGUAAACUGUAUUGCAUAUUCUCUUAAACUAAACCAAAACGAAACUUUUUGUUGAGUUGCUUUAGGUAUCAUUUGUUGGUUUUAUGUGGAAAAAAAAAAAGCCGGUAGCACAUUUUCAUCUAAUAUUCCAUCUCUGCAUGACACCUACUUUACUUUCAUCACUCGUUCAUCCAGGGACCAUGUGAUACACCUGCAGUGUACAUUAUUUGUUUCUGUUGUUUUGUUCUAAUCAUUUAGAUAAGAGGUCUGCGCUGCAUUACUAACAACUGACCAACAUCAAAGAGCAAAUGCAACAUAUUUUGUUUGUCAGGUUGCACUGAGACAUGUAAUUCAUUUGUAAUAAUGUUCUAUUCUUUAAGUGUUUGUUUAGGCUUGUAAUUCUGUGCUUAGCUGUUGUUUCAGGACUGUCCUGUAUGUAGACAUAAGUAAUACUUUACAAUAAGAUCCUUUUAGUCAACAUUUGUAAAUGCAUUAGCGAACAAUGAGCAAUACAUUUGUUACAAUGUUUGUUGAUCUUUGUUAAUAUUAGUUAAGAAAUAUACAACUGUUUAUUGUUCAUCUUAGCUCAGGUCCAUUAAAUAAUAUUAAGAGAUACAACUUUUGAUUUUAAUAAUGUAUUAGUAAAUGCUGAAAUUAACAUUAACUAAGAUUAAUUAACGCUUUAAGGUAAUGUUAACUAAUGUAGUUAUCUAAUGUUACAAAUGGAACCUUGCUGUAAAGUGUUACCUAGAUGUUUUCUGGUUUACAUAUAGGAUUUUUUGUAAACAUUGUUAAAUUUUGGAGAACGUGUCAGUGUCCUAUUAAAUAUUAUUCACAUUGCACUUCUGUAACAUCUUUUAUUUUUUGUACUUCUUUAUUAAAACGUUUUUGUAAAUGAAAUGAUGUGGGUAACUUUUAACAAUUCCAAUUUGCAAUUGAAGAUGUAGAAUAAAGUCCUUAGUCUCACGGCUAGAAAGAAAAAAAUCCAUAAAUUAUUAGUCAAAAACAAUCUGAUUUUUAGAAGUCAGGCCAGAAAUGUAAGUGUCUGUAAUAUUUAAUCUCAUUUUGCACUCAAUCCUUCAAAGGUCAUGUUGCUUAGCAUUUGGACUGUGUUGGAGCCAUUUCACUAACGUGAACUUUUAUCAAAUAUCAAAUGUAAUCCGGUAUUUGAGCACUGAGUAGGCUAUGAUUUAAGUAUAAGUAUAGAGUUUGAAUAUAAAAGAGUGAAUUUUCAUUUAUUCUGUCCCUGGGCAUUGUGAGUUACUUAAAAAUCCAAUCCAAUUUAGAAAGAAAAGAAUAUGGGGUGUUUGAAGGUACAUGUUAUCAC